Molecule: messenger RNA, 1846 nt
Organism: Trachemys scripta elegans
Lineage: Eukaryota; Metazoa; Chordata; Testudines; Emydidae
Product: forkhead box protein D4-like
Exons: 1
Coding region: 83-1060 (325 amino acids)
Biological process (GO): regulation of transcription by RNA polymerase II; anatomical structure morphogenesis; cell differentiation
Molecular function (GO): RNA polymerase II cis-regulatory region sequence-specific DNA binding; DNA-binding transcription factor activity, RNA polymerase II-specific
Source: RefSeq, a predicted model, not a curated record
AGAAGGGCUCGGACGCGGCUUUCCCAGCCACAGGGCGAGGCAGCGGCCAGGGCUGCACCAGCGUCCGUGGGCGAGCGGCCCCAUGAGCCGGCAGCUGGGCGUGCGGGGCUCGGAUGGGGAGGACGAGGAGGAGGAGGAGAUCGGCAGCGUGGGGGCCGAGGAGGUGGAAGGGGACAGGGGCGUCCAGGGGCAGCCCCGCCGGUCGGGAGAGCCCGAGGGGAAGCCGCCCUACUCCUACAUCGCGCUCAUCACCAUGGCCAUCCUGCAGAGCCCGCAGCAGAAGCUGCCGCUGAGCGGCAUCUGCGCCUUCAUCCGCGGCCGCUUCCCCUACUACCGGCGGCGCUUCCCCGCCUGGCAGAACAGCAUCCGCCACAACCUCUCGCUCAACGACUGCUUCGUCAAGCUGCCGCGGGAGCCGGGCAGCCCGGGCAAGGGCAGCUACUGGGGCCUGGACCCGGCCUCGCAGGGCAUGUUCGACAACGGCAGCUUCCUCCGCCGCAGGAAGCGCUUCAAGCGCCCCCCGCCGCCGCCACCCGCCCCGGCCCCGGCCCUGCUCUGCCCGCCCUGCGCCCUGCUGCCCCCCGAGCCUCUGCGCUACGUGCCGCCCGAGGCCGGGCUCCCGCUGCCCCCUGCCUGCCCCCUGCCGCGCCGGAGGGCGGCCGGCUGCGCCCUGCAGCUGGGGGUGCUGCUGCUGCGGGAGCAGGAGGCGGCCGGGGCACAGCAGGUGGCCGCUCCCCCAGGCCGCGGCUGCUCCUUCAGCAUCGAGAGCAUCCUCAUGGGCAGCGAGCCGGCCCCCAGCCCGCUGCUGCGGCCGGCCGCCGCCUGGGCUUGCGGGCCCCAGCUCCUGCCCCGCGCCCCCUGCCUGCUGCCUGCCGCUCUGCUAGGCGCGGCCUCGCCGUGGGACACCGCCUCCUGCGCCCCGGGGGCCGGGAAGGGUGCCCGCCUCCUCCGGCCCAGCCCUGGUGCGGAGGCGGCGUUGCUGGGCUGCCAGCCAGUCCAGGGCCCCGCCAGGCUGCUGCCCCUUGGAGCGGCUGCGGGGGGAUCGCCGGCCGCCUUCUAGCCCCAAAGGGAUCCGGUCUGGCACCGCCACCCCGGUCCCAACCUCCGGCCACCCCUGCCGGGGAGGGACGUUGCGCGGACACCUUGGUCAAACAACGUCAUGCUCCGAUCGGAAACGGCCCGGGCACUGCCCCGUCUUUGCCGUCGGGGCGGGGGUCGGGGGACUUCUGCACUAGCCCCCCCAUCCGUCUCUGGGUGGCGAUUGUCCUGGAGCGCCUUACUUUAUGCUGCGAGCUGAAACUGACUUUGACCCUGCUAAGUUUGCAGCAGCUCCGGCUCUGGGAGGGACAGAGUAGGUUUUUCACCCAGUUCCUGGGGUGUAGCGAUCAUGCAGCAAAUAAUCCCCUCACGGAUGCGCGUUGUCUGUAAAAUGUUUACAAAGCGACGGGCUUUAAAUGAGGGUAGUUUUUUUAAGGAACAGGUCACCGGGCACUAUCGUGAGUGUUGCUGUUUUUCUCCCUGUGCAACGUCAAAAGCGCAUCCGGUCUGCAUUAUCUGAGUGAGAAAUGAACUAAGUGGGUAACUUGUGGGAUUCAAACAAAAACGUCAAACACUGGACAACUUCCACUAUAAUACGUUUCCUUUUCUCCUCCUUUGAACGACAAACUUUUCAAAAUGCCAAGCGUACAAUACUUAUGUAUCCUGUGUUUCCUCUUGUGACGGGUUUGCAAUAUAAAUAGACUUGCAGCUGAAUAUUUAUUGCCUGUGAUCUGUAUUUGCAGCUGCCGUGGGGAAAUGUUAACAUAAAAACUUGUGUAUGGCCUAAAUAAAAAACAAUAUCGUGCUU